This is a messenger RNA of Umbelopsis ramanniana AG, 788 nucleotides long. RefSeq lists its product as uncharacterized. The transcript is spliced from 2 exons. NCBI's taxonomy places the organism in Eukaryota, Fungi, Mucoromycota, Umbelopsidomycetes, Umbelopsidales, Umbelopsidaceae. Bases 133 to 435 code for a protein of 100 amino acids. The record is from RefSeq and is a predicted model, not a curated record. Gene Ontology annotation, biological process: mitochondrial respiratory chain complex I assembly.
GUCGAUCGAAGCAUCAAAACAUAGAGUACCCUCUUGCGGUGUGCACAAACAGCGGUCAUCUUACUAGUUCGAGCCCUACGACUUUAAUCACCCUUAUAGAACAACUAGUCAACCUCUGAUACAUAUUCUACCAUGACCGGAAACAAAGAUUGUGUCGCACAGGCUGCAAAGACCACUGCCGUUGCUGGUGGAGCUGGUCUCUUUGUUUCAGCUAUCCAAAACACCAUGGGCAAACAUACUGAAGGAGCCAAGGGCAUCUUCACCCGAACUGGAGGCACUGUUGGUUUCCUCGCUGCAAUGGGUGGUGUUUUUGCUCUUACAGAAUGUGCCGCUGAAGGCAUCCGUGGCGAGAGCGACCCAUACAAUGCUGGUAUUGCUGGUUGUGCUGCUGGUCUCGUAGCUGGUGUCAGAGGUAUGGAAAUAACGCUUUCCUAAUAUGACCAUCCUUGAAUUCUUCAUUUCACUUACUGAUGGUCUUCUCUAUUUAGCUCACUCAAUCGCUACCAUGUGCGCAGCGUGCGCUGGUGUUGGAGCAACCAUGUUCGCCUACGAAUAUGCUGGUGGUAACUUGAAGGGAACGUUAGUCGACAUGUCUGAAGAAGACAAGAAGGCAUGGCGAGAUUCGUUCUUCAAGAAGAACAAGCAGACAGAGGAGGCAUAAGGUCUAUCUCUCAUUAUAUAAACGGUUCUUUCUUUGAUACAAUACCAUCAACCCCCUCCUAAAAAAAAAUUACAAUCAAAAAAAUACAGUUUUUGUCAAUUCUUAGACGCAUAAUAUCGCGAACGUU